CUUAAACAAACGAAGUCGUUCCGUUAAACGAUUCAUCUUGAAAACCUCAGUUCUCGAUAAUCAGAUAACCCUAUCACCAGCGAGCAGAGCGAACGAAGCGGCACCGGCAAAGCUUCAAGGCGCCGGCCAGAGUAAUACACAUACAUACUUAGAUUAUUCCGGAGAGAGCACCGGUUCGCUCCCCCUGGUUCCGCCCCUGCUCCAAGAGGCGCUCUACCUUGCUAGUCGGCUAGUCGCUAGGCCGCACACCGGCACAGUAACCGGCCGGGGAGAACAAUCAUGGUGAGAACAAAGGUGGAAAUAAAGAGAAUACAGGACAAAUCCAAGAGGCACACUACCUUCACCAAGCGCCGCCAAGGACUAUUCAAUAAAGUCAACGAGCUCUGCAAGCGUUGCAACGCCGAAGCCGCCGCGAUCACAUUCUCUUUAGCGGGAAAUGCAUAUGCUUUUGGCUAUCCGUGUGUUGAGUCUGUCUUGAAACGUUACGAUGACCAUAUCCAAAAGCAUUCACACGGGGCUGGCGGUGAGUCCGUAGAUAAUUCAUCUGAUGUAGCCACUACGUUAAGUAGUAGCAGUGCUGCGAGUAUAAGUAGUAGCGAUAGUAGUUUAAAUGUAGACGAAUUGGGAAUGGAAGAGCUUGAAGAUGUUAGAAUGUCUAUGGAAGAGUUGAAAAAAAGAAUUAUUGAUCGAAUGAAUGAGAUUUCAGAAACUGUUUCUCUUUAAUGCUCUCUUGUGGGUUGAAUAUGUUUCUAUAACGUAGAUCUUUUUAUUGUUUCUUGACUCUUUUGGAUUAAAUAGAGUCUCUAUACUACCUUUUGUGGACUGGAAUAGUUUUAAAUGAUGAAUAAUUUGAUACGCUAUUGCUAGUAAUGGGCAGAAAGAUUGUUUCUAUUUGAUGAUAUGAUGAUCAUUC
Molecule: messenger RNA, 913 nt
Organism: Cuscuta epithymum
Lineage: Eukaryota; Viridiplantae; Streptophyta; Magnoliopsida; Solanales; Convolvulaceae
Source: the annotation of a GenBank genome assembly